Molecule: messenger RNA, 3500 nt
Organism: Pristis pectinata (smalltooth sawfish)
Lineage: Eukaryota; Metazoa; Chordata; Chondrichthyes; Rhinopristiformes; Pristidae
Product: putative sodium-coupled neutral amino acid transporter 10
Exons: 12
Coding region: 433-1416 (327 amino acids)
Biological process (GO): amino acid transmembrane transport
Molecular function (GO): amino acid transmembrane transporter activity
Source: RefSeq, a predicted model, not a curated record
UGUCACAGUCUUUCGUAGGUGCAACCCCAAGCUUCAAUUAAGCAGCAGAAGCCUUCCACCCCGUUAAUUCUCAACUUGUCACAGUUUAAUGGAUCACCUGGAAAUGCAUUUGAAGAAGCUGAGUUCAACAAUCACUGUUGUGAACAGUAUUGUUGGAGUACCUGUGCUGACUCUACCAUUCUGCUAUCAACAGUGUGGUGUAGUCCUGGGCUCCUUCCUGCUGAUCUGCUGCUCCUGGAUGGCAUACAGCUCCAGCAUGAUGCUGAUUGAAACGGCGAUUUCAGCUAAUCGCAAAACAUACUUUGGUCUCGCUCAAGUUUCGUAUGGAACACCAGGAAAAUUAGUUGUUGAAAUAAGCAUGAUCGGCUUAUUGCUAGGAACCUGCAUUGGCCUUCUUUUGCUGCCUUGGAAGAUUUGGUAGCCAGCCUCUUCAUGAUGUUGACUGGAUCCUCAAUUACUACCUGGCAGCAUACUUUAUUACUAUCUGCCAUCACCUCAAUAUCGGUUCUCCCACUGAGCCUACAGAAAAAGGUGUCGAAUUCAGCCUGGCAGUCAUUGACCUCCAUCAUAUUUUACAUUCUUUUGAUGCUUGUGCUGGUGGUAAACUGCCUAAAUUCAGCGCUGUCUGGUGGGCUGUUGUUGGAGAAGGUCCACUUGUGGCACUGGUCUGGAAUUCCUACGUGUCUGCCGAUACUCGCCACCUCAUUCUGUGGUCACCCACUCGUGCUUCCAAUAUACUUCAACUUCCAAGGGCAGACAGUGGACCAGAGAAUGCAGCCUUCAAGCAAGCAAGCAUCACUGUUAGUCACGUUUUAUACAAUGGUUGGAUUAAGUGGCUACCUGUAUUCCGUUGAAUCUGUGCCAGGAGACAUCCUUGCUGCUCUACCUCCAAGUGCUGUAACAGAUUGUAUACAUGCCAUAUUUUUGAUGUCCCUCACAUCGAGCUUCCCACUGGUCAUUUUACCCUGUCGUCAAGCCAUAAACACGCUCCUUUUCGAACAGCAGAAAGAGGAUGGCACGUUCUCAGUGAGUGGUGAAAUGCCCUUUCUUCGACAUGUAGUAUGUACGAUGCUGAUAGUUUACUGCACAAUGAUAAUGGGUGUCCUGGUGCCAGAUGUGCAGACUGUGUUGGCGGUAAUGGGAACCACCAUGGGGAGUGUCAUCUGUUUUAUUUGUCCAUCUGCAAUUUAUGCAAAACUACAUAAAGAUACCUUCAGAGGAAAAAUAAUUUUUGGAGUGGGAAUCGUGCUCCUGCUCAUCCGUACAUCCAGUAUCUCUGACUUUACCGGGACUGAAAUCCUCCAACAACCAAUUCGUAAAUCUAUUGUGGCUGAAGAAAUGAGAAAUGUAAAGCUAACAAACAUCACCAAAGGACUUUCAUUGACAAGAAGCAAUGGAAUUGACCUCUUCAAAUGAGCUGGAGAGUGCAGGCAAACCUGCAUUCGAGGAGUUGAAUAAUGUACAAAUACCAACAUCAACAAAGAAAAAUCCCAGCAUGAGAAAUUGGCCAUUUCCGAGAUAUUGAUUACUCCUUUUCCCAUGGUGAAGAGAAAGUUUUGAAAGGAUUGGAAGGAACAAUGAGAAUUAAGGUAUUUAUGUUUUUAUCAGACAUCAGGCAAAGAACAAAAACACCAAAGCCAAAGUGCACACACAGAGAAUUGGGACCCAAAUAUAAAAAAAGCCACCCCACACUUUGAAAUGAAAUUGGAAAAGCACAGAUUAAAAUCGAAAUGACUGCAGCUAUUCUUCUUAUUAGCAAAAAAAUGAAUUUAGAAAUGUCAAAGGUGAACACGUACAUCAGAGAAGAAAGAAGCACAGUCUACCACACAUUGCAGCGUUGAUGAACAGCAGCUGGAAAACUUAGAGCAGGUACCACCUGUAUUUUAUGCACAAAAACUUUCCUGCACAUAUUGCAAUGUGAUAGCAUUAAUUUCCGGUGGAAGUCCUGCCCAAUGGGAAAUUCACUCAGGGUUCAUUUCAGUGAAGUUGGCUUUUUCUCCAGCAUCAUUUAUGCAAAUGCGGUCAACACUCAUCUCAGUCUUGCCACGGAAACUGUAGCAAUAAUGUGAUCUCAAUUCUUAGUAUAACAAAGAGCAAACCAUUGAAGAAGUGAGCCGACAUGAAUUAAAGGAUCUUGACUGGGACACCGAUGAGUUGCUGUCUGCACGUGCCUGUCUGAGUUUUCAGUGAUACAUGUAUUUUUGUAAAAUGUAUGCACAGAACAGAUAUGCUGUGAUCUCUAGCUGAAUGAUGAGGCAUGUAUGGCACAGGACUCAAUCUAUAAAGACGAUUAUAGUGGAGUUGGAAUGGGAUUGCCCUACACAAACUGAGUACAUGUGUCUGUAUUUUCCCUCAUAACCUUGGCAGCCUUUUAUGCCACUGCACUGUGUAUACCAUGGAGAGAGCUUAUUUAGUCUGUAAACUAUGCUGCAUGAAUUCUAGUGGCAAAGACACAGCAGCUGCAAUCUCUACAGGCAACCAUGUGAGUCACAUUUUAAUGCAUCAACCACUGAUUUUUUUGUAAAGGUAGAUAGCUUAAUUUUUGCAUUUUUUGGAUGCCCCUUGUCUGGCUGUUAGUGCUAAACACAGCAUCCGUUUAGUGCACCAAAUAUGAGUAAAGCACCAUUUAUUUUGCAGAAAAUUUGCAACGAGACCCACUAUUUCAUCCUUAAAAUGCAUGUUGGAAUUAAAAGCUUAUUUCUACAUUAUUAUCCAAUAAUGGAUGCAAAGGCAAUGUUCUAAGUGAUACCACAGCUGACUACAAUAGCUAUUAACUCACCCUCUGUUUCAAUUAGUGCCUUUAAAGUUGUGUCAUAUAUUUAAACAAAAGCUUUCAGCCAAUUAUUUGGAACAUGUCUCAAAUCUACCAAUAAAAUAUCCUUUACUGAAUGCAAUCAAUAACAGUGGCUGGUACAGCAAUAGAUCAAAAGUUGCAUCACAAAAUGCACAGUUGUAAAAGGUAUAUAUUCAAAUUCAUAUAAACUGCACAACUAUUUCAACAUUUGGGGAAAUCUACAAGCAUAAUAAACUGUUAAACAAAAUGUCAAGGUGUGCAGGUCUAAAGUCGAUUUUCAAUCACUAGCCAGCCCACUAAAUGUAUGUUAUAUCUGGUGACAAGCCCAGUCUACAGUAUCGGGAUAGAGAGCUGCACUGGCAGCAGGAGCACACAGCAGCAACAUUUAAAGGCGUAAAUCAUUUAAUUAAAUAAGAGUCAGUACAGGGCUGGCUCCGAUUCUCACUUUCUUUCUAGCGCUUCAUUUGUCACUUGGGGACCCCAUGUUGUACCGACCACUGCGAACCAGCCAGAAGACCCGUCAUUAGUUAUAUGAGCACUCAGGAGGACUGGGUGCCCUGUCCUACUUCAGCUCUCUGCCUAUAAACCUCAUGAUUUUAACAUUCUCCUCCUCACGCUGGAGUCUCAGCCCUGCCACUUUCUGGAAACUCCUCCAGCUGUGCAAUUCUCUGAGAAUUCUGCAUACAAUUCAAUCCUUUUGUGAACC